This is a messenger RNA of Trypanosoma cruzi, 726 nucleotides long. RefSeq lists its product as uncharacterized. The coding region runs from base 1 to 726 and encodes 241 amino acids. Lineage: Eukaryota; Euglenozoa; Kinetoplastea; Trypanosomatida; Trypanosomatidae. Gene Ontology annotation, molecular function: metal ion binding. The record is from RefSeq and is a predicted model, not a curated record. The transcript has a single exon.
AUGUUUUAUGUUGACGCGUGCAGCCAAAACUACCGAAUGCCCAACUCCGCCCCGGUUUUUUCCCAGGGUUUUCCUCAACCGAACCGGGCACCGUCUUUGGUUUCCCCUAACGACGUUCAAAAUUGUACCAAUGAUGGCCUGGUGAAUCCGCAUCAGGCACCCCUGUUUACCGUCUCCCAACAGGGUUCAGUAGUUGCAGCAAGUGUUCUUCCACGCACAGUGUUGUGGACAGCGAACGGGAUGUACGGCGUAACGCAGAUGAGGGAAGGCCCCGAAGAGGGAGCAACUCGAUUCGUCCCAUCAAAAAGUCCCGAUGGAACACCCGUGUCAGCGAUGCAGUCCAUGUUUCUUCCGCCGAUGCAGCAACAACAACAACAACAACAACAAGCUUCCAAUUGUCCUCUUCUCUACAUUUUGACGACUGUCGCAGUGCCACAGACGUAUCCGCAGACCUCUCUACAAGAGCAGAAGAGCCAACAUGUCACCCCUGUUACGCACCAAAUUAUUUCAAUGAAAGGCCCCAGCGUUGCACCAUCGCAAUCCAUCGGCAUUAACACUCUAAACCCUUCAUGUAUAACGAAUAAUUCUGACGCCAUGCAGACAUGUGGAUCUGGCAGUAAAGUGAAUGUCAAUGUGGUGUGUCGCCAUUUCAUAAAAAGUUGCUGCAACCGCAGAAAGUGCCGUUUCCUGCACACGCUCAACGAGGCCCCGCUCGCCAAUAUUUGA